AUAUGAUGUUACUAAUUAUUUAAUGUGAUGAUGUAUGAGUUGAAGAAAGAUAGGCUGCAGCCGUGGACCCAAAGUUGACCUCUUCCAAUUUUCAUCUACUUUAACCAAUUUUCUUUCAUCCAAUUUAACAAACAAGAAGAAAAAUGUGGAGCGAUUUGGUUCUACAGGCUGCAAUAUUUGUGAUCUUGGCGUUGAUGUUCCUCUUCUCACAAAGCAUCCCCCAAAAGCUCUUGACGAAGCUGCGCCUCUUCCGCCGCCGUUCCCAACUCCAAGCGAAGCGCCACUUCGUCCUCGCGGCCCAGCUCCUUUCGGAGGCCACCUCCGCCGACGGCGCCCGCCGCGCCGAGGCCGAGGCCGAUCGAGCCAUCGCCCUCGACCCUACCGACGCCGCCUCCCACAUCCUCAAGGCGCUGGCCCUCGAGCGCCAGGGCUUCAGGACCUCCGCUCUCGCUUCGCUCGACGCCGCGCUCUCGCCGCUCGCCGUCGGGACCCUCAGCCACACCGAGAAGACGGACGCGCUGCUCAAGCGGGCCCAGCUGCAGGCCGCCGGAGGCUAAAGGUUCGCCCGAUUUGGAGGAAACCAACUCUACGUCUUACUGUAGGAUGCCAAUUUCCAAAUAGAGUAUCAAUUUAAUUACGAUUCACAACACUAUUUUCAAUUUUUAUGUUUUUUAUAAUAAUAAAUUUAGUUAAAUAAAUUGUUUUUAAUUUUAAUUUUGUUAAAUCGAGAGUUUGUUUUAUGUACUGAUAACACAUUAUUUUGACAGUUAAUGUGUAUUAUUAUACUGAUUUAUCAAAUUUCACAUCGAUUUUUGUGAUA
This is a messenger RNA of Salvia miltiorrhiza (redroot sage), 820 nucleotides long. RefSeq lists its product as uncharacterized. Gene Ontology annotation, molecular function: protein binding. NCBI's taxonomy places the organism in Eukaryota, Viridiplantae, Streptophyta, Magnoliopsida, Lamiales, Lamiaceae. The transcript has a single exon. The coding region runs from base 144 to 557 and encodes 137 amino acids. The record is from RefSeq and is a predicted model, not a curated record.